GCGCCGCUGCCUUUCGCUCGCACGCUGGUGAGACGCUCGGGCUCGCACCCAAAGUCCGUCUUCGUGCGCGAGAUCUUCCUCGACGGCUCCGCCUUCCGCUCCACGGCCAAGGUGCUUGCGCGCGCGGGCUGGGCGGCGGUCACGACGACAGCGGCCGGGGAGCUGCAGGCGGCAGUGGAGGCCCUGCGAGGCGGCGUCGGGCCGCUCACCCUCUACACCGACUCGGCGAUGGUGCACGACGGCUGGGCCUUCGGCAAGCGCUGGUGUCUGGAGUGGGGUCGGCCCUGCCGCGGGCUGUGGUUGCAGUUCGGGCAUCUCGGCGAGGACUACACGGUGACACCGUGGUGCAAGUUUGCGUGGCUCGACAUCGUGGAGAGCGUCUCCGACUGGCUGGGCGAGGCCAUGCAGGAGGGCGACUCGCUGCUGCGGGCGCCCGACGGGUUCGAGGCGCCUGGCCUUGAGGCGAUCAGGUGGGCUUGGGCGGGCUGCCGACAGCGUCCAGUGGCAGCCUGCGGGGUCGGCGGGCCCGACUGCGCCUUCCGCGCCUGCGACCGCCAUGGCACGGCGCUGCUUCUGGGCGAGACGGUCUGCUGGAGCUGCGGGGUCUGCGCCGCCGCAUGCGCCCUCGUGCAGGGGGGCCGAACGGCCGCCCGCAGCAGAGGCUCGGGCGACGGCGCAGGAGCGGCGGGAGCAGCCGUUCUCGCCUUGGCGGCCGCCGCGCUGGCGGCACGCCCUCGCGGCGAGGCCGAGGGCGGUGGCGGGGGCGGCGAG
Prorocentrum cordatum is the source of this 771-nucleotide messenger RNA. NCBI's taxonomy places the organism in Eukaryota, Dinophyceae, Prorocentrales, Prorocentraceae. The record is from the annotation of a GenBank genome assembly.